UCUGAGGGGAUCAGUUAUGCUGACCUCACAGAGAUGAAGAAGCUGAUGUCUGAGUCUCUUUCUCUUUACACAUGUGAGCUCACAGACCCAUCUUUAGCUGGCUCUGACAGUCUGUUUCAAGCGAAAUUGAAAAAGCUGUUUGCUGGGAAGUAUGCUGACAGCUUGCUAAGUAAAGUUCAGCUCUCAGUUCAGAAAAUUGGAGGUCCACCUGAGAAUAAUGCAUACCUGCAGUGGAAGCUGGCUCUUCUCACAGAUAACAGCACCUGGAGCGUCACAGACAGAGGAACAGCUUUUGUUCCUGUAUGGGACAUAAUUGCAUCUGCUCAUGACCAGGAUUUCAACGAUCUCCGUCGAUUGCGCAAAACUCUUGAGGACAUUUACACAAAGACUACACAAACAAAAACAAUCCUGAGUGGUGAUAAUCUACAGUCAGCAGCCGGGCUUUCAGAGAGCCACACAGUAACUAUGGAAAAACCAGCGACAUUUCUGCAGAUGCUUGAGACAGUGGGGCUCAGUGAGUACUAUCCUCAAAAAAUGAAGAAAGGAGAUGUUCUUGUUAUAGACAGUCUCAUGGAAAAUUCACAUGAGCUAAAAAGAGAAGAUCAGUUGGGCUUAGACUACAUCUGUCAACUCAUGAUGUUGGACUGCAAUGCAAGAUACAUAGGGACAAAGUCAAGUGAUGCAGUUUCUGUGAAGCAAUGUUCCAGUGGUGAUAGCGUUGAUGAUUUCUUAAAUAUUGAAAGUGACAGUACUGAAGAAGAUGAAAACCAAGGCAUUCAUCCCAUGGAUAUUCACAUAGCAGUUUUCCUUUGUGCCGAUGAUUUCCUACGGCAGUACAUUUGUACAAAACUGGCCAUGUGUCAGUUCGCCUUACCUCUGCUUGUUCCUGACCCUGGCACCGGAGAGGUGGAGUUCCCUCUGUGGGCUCUGAGACAGGUACGGAAAUCCUGGAGAUGCAGGCAGGAAUCAGCUGACACUGCAGUGCAGCGGUACGAUGACCAGUUAAUGAGCAGCACUCCAGCUCCAAUCAUCUCCUUCAUCAGACUCGGAUCAUCUUCACAGUCCAAAUCGCAAAUCUUGAACAACGUCAUCAGCAAACAGAAGCACGAUGUUUUCUUCCAUCGGCACUGUAGGGGCAGCACCCCCAGUCGCCUGCUUAUGGAUGGGGUUGUGGAGGUUUCCUGGUACCUCCCUGGAGGAAGGAGAGAUGACACUUUUGACAGCUGUGUGGCUUUCGUGAAUCUCCAUGGUGACGCCAGCAAACAUCCCAGACAGCUGCAGUUUCUACAGGAAGUGAGCACAGUGAAUGUGGUUCUGCUUUCAGAGAAUGGCCUUGAUGAAGAAGCAAAGAGGAUCUUUAAAGCUCUGUUUGACUCACCUGUGCCUCUGAUCUGUCUUUUCACUGGAACAGAGAAAAUUUCACCUGGACCAAACAAAGCAAAGGUUAGACUGGCAGUCAAGAACAAGAAUGAAGCUCUUCUAUCUGAUGAAAUUACCCAUCACAUCAAGCAGUGUGUUAAUCACCAAUUAAAGGAGAACAGAGAACCACAAAAAAACAGUCCAGAAAAAUGUUUAGGUGCUGGAAAAAAACACUUUAAAGUCGAUGAAGAAAAAGAUGCUUGCCAACUCGGACACUCACAUGCUCAGGUACUGAUGAAACUGCUAGGACAAAAUCAAAAUGAACCUCCCAUCUCCAAGAGGACAUGCUUCCCUCUGCAGGGUGACCUGUGGAAGGAGUGGUGCAGGCUGGAUAAAAAGCAAAAUCGCCUUCAGUGCAGAAGCAGUGAAAAUAUGGAGCAGGAGCUGUGUGACAUAAAGGCCAAAAAAGACAAAAUGCGUCAAAAACAGCUGGAAUCAGUGUCACAAUCUACUGGGUUGAUGCAGUUCUUUCUUGAUUGUCUUUGCUACUUCAGCUUUUCGCAAGAUACUAAACUGUACAUGCUACAUUGGCUUACAAUAUGUCUGCAAGAGAGAGAAAAGGUAUUUAAGACAGUCGAUGUACAAACUGAAAAGGAAUUCCAUAUCAAACUUCAUGACUUUAUGAGAGAAGCAGCACAAAUGUAUGAAGCUGCUCAGAUUUCAUCAAUUUCACAGCAAAGGGAAAGAGCUGGUGCUCUACCAGCCAUUGCAGCUGAAAUGUUAAUUUUGGGAUAUCCUCUUGAACUGAUGGAUGGAGAAACUGCUCAUGUACCUCUAGAGUGGAUAAAAUCUGUCCUGGACAAACUGAUUACUGAGCUAGGAGACAAGAAGGUGUUUGUUCUUUCUGUCCUGGGGCUGCAGAGUUCAGGCAAGUCCACCUUGCUGAACACCAUGUUCGGGCUGCAGUUUGCAGUGAGUGCAGGAAGAUGCACCAGGGGAGCUUUCAUGCAGUUGCUGACAGUGGAUGCAGAGAUGAGGGAGCAGCUGCAGUAUGACCUCAUCCUGGUGGUGGAUACAGAAGGCCUGCGAUCACUAGAGUGCAGUGACAUGGUGCACCAUGACAAUGAAUUGGCUACAUUUGUUAUAGGCAUCAGUGACUUGACUCUAGUCAACAUCAUGGGGGAAUGUUCAUCAGAGAUGCAAGACAUUCUGCAGAUCUGUGUCCAUGCUUUCCUGAGAAUGAAACAGGUGAGAAUUACGCCAAGCCUCAUUUUCGUGCAUCAGAACAUGGCAGAUGUAUCAGCUUAUGACAAAAAUAUGGAAGCAAAACGGUGUCUGUUAGAGAGGCUGGAUGAAAUGGCUCGCAUUGCUGCAAAGAAAGAAAGCUAUAAAGUGACAGGCUUUAAUGAUAUAAUACAAUUCGAUGUUGACACUCAGGUGUUCUACUUCAAGAACCUUCUGCAGGGAGAUCCCCCAAUGGCUCCUCCAAACCCCACCUACAGCCACAACACCCAGGAGCUGAAAGCCAAGCUGCUCUCCAUUGCACAGUGGAAACCAGACCACAGAUUCUCCACACUGACAGCCUUUAAGUUUCGCAUCCAAGACCUCUGGCAAGCUCUGCUAGCAGAGAACUUUGUUUUUAGCUUCACAAACACACUGGAGACAUCAGUGAAACUAGCUUUGGAGGAAAAAUGUGUGGAGUGGACUUGGAGGAUAAGAAAGCAUGCACUGGAGAUACAGAAUGGGCUGACCAUGCAGAUUGUAAACAACUUAGUGCAAGAGGUGGACCCUGACCAGAUAAACCAGAAACUUGAUCCAGUAUGCAGAAGCAUUUCCACUGAGAUGGAAAACUACUUCAGAACCGAGAAACACUCUGAUAUACUUGCCCAGUACGAGCAGGCCACUGAGAAAUGGCUGCAAAAUCUGAGGGUGGAUGUUGCUGGAGAAAUAAAAUCCAGCUGCAUGGAUAGCAUCAGCUUGGCCAAAGGUCGGGCAGAGCUUGACAUUAAGAAACGAGAAUAUGAGGCAAAACUUCUUGAAAUGAGCAAAGCACUUGCAUCCAAACUUAAAGACAAGAAUCUCUCAAGUGAGACAAUGAGGAGGAAGUUUGAUAAACUCUGGCAGAAAUGGAUGGAAGAUAUACCAAAGGAUGCCAUUUCAUGGAAGAAUGGAAAUGUAAUAGGAAGAGUAGAUGACAUACUACAGGGCACCUUUAAACAUGUGUCUAAAAUUGGUGAAAGGAUUAAAAUUGGUACCCCAAACUUCCAGCUGAACAGGACUGAUCACAUUUAUUCUGGGUGGACAGACCGUAUCCAUAGAUCUCUAACACUCUCUUCUGGGUCAAGUCCUGAUGAAAUUGUUAAUAAGCUAACAUACAAAAUACAAGUAGAUAUCCAUGAAUAUAUCGAAAGUAAAGAGAAGAAAAAAUUAGAUUUCAAUCCAAGCUUCAUCCCUGAAAUACUGGACAAAAUAAGAAAACACAUAUCAGAAGCUAAAAAGACUUUCCCACAAAUAACAGAAAACUACACUGUUGACCUGUCUAUUAGUUUAUGCACACUGGCAGCAGAGAGAUUCCAGAAGAUGCAUGAUGAGUUUAAGAAAGCCAAUGAUCCAAUCACAGUCCUUCAGAGCCAAAGAAAAGAGUACUGGCAGAUCUUUGAGAAAUUCUGUCAGGGUGCAACAUCCACCAUGUUUUGUGUGGACAUCUUGUGCAAGAAACUCAAGCCAGCAUUUGAAAGGGUUUUGUCUGAUAAAUUUAAUGUCCAAAUGACAGAUCUACUGAAGAACAACUGCACUGAAUUCAAAAGCAAAUCCAGCCUGGAAACUCACAUAAUGAGACAUCUAGCUGAGGCAGAGAACUUUGAUUCAUUUAUGGAAUAUUUACACAAUCCAAGGGUACCACGCACCUGGGCACCUGUGGAGUGGUACCUGGACAUCGGUUUGUUGGGAUGGGAGGAUUCUCAGCAAACCCACUGA
Megalops cyprinoides (Indo-Pacific tarpon) is the source of this 4335-nucleotide messenger RNA. Its product is annotated as interferon-induced very large GTPase 1-like. NCBI's taxonomy places the organism in Eukaryota, Metazoa, Chordata, Actinopteri, Elopiformes, Megalopidae. The record is from RefSeq and is a predicted model, not a curated record. Bases 34 to 4335 code for a protein of 1433 amino acids. Gene Ontology annotation, molecular function: GTP binding; GTPase activity. The transcript has 2 exons.